Molecule: messenger RNA, 5853 nt
Organism: Notolabrus celidotus (New Zealand spotty)
Lineage: Eukaryota; Metazoa; Chordata; Actinopteri; Labriformes; Labridae
Gene: sin3aa
Product: SIN3 transcription regulator family member Aa
Exons: 21
Coding region: 272-4132 (1286 amino acids)
Biological process (GO): negative regulation of transcription by RNA polymerase II
Cellular component (GO): chromatin
Molecular function (GO): transcription corepressor activity
Source: RefSeq, a predicted model, not a curated record
GCGAAGUUUGAAAGCCCCGCCCCUUGCUACAGCCAAGCGAACGGAGAUUGUUUUCCUCUCUCGGGGAGAUUUUCACUUUGCAGCCCCCAUAGCUUGAAUUGUUUAUUUUAAAUCACACAGCCACUGAUAAGUUGCUUUUAGCACUCACUUCGGGUCCAUUCUCUGCCAGGAAUAUAACCCGGAUCUUAACGGAUUAUCAAAGCUUCAUUCGGGAUCAUCAGCUUGCUAUUUAGGAGAGGGGUCUCUCAGCUCUUACGAGUAUGAGUUCAUAAUGAAGCGGCGUCUGGAGGAUCAGGAAACGGUUUUUGCGUCCCAGCAGCGGCGCCUCACUGGCAACGCGGAGGCUUUCCAGCAUCGGGUCCUGGCCCCUGCUCCAGCCCCGGCUGUGUAUGAGGCAGUGUCUGAAAACAUGCAGCCCACAGCAGGCGUCCAGUACUCCGUCCCACAGGGCUACCAGGUUCCCACUGUAGCCCAAAACAGUGGGGGGCAUGGGCACGCUCCGAGCCCAGCCGUCCACGGUGGGUCCCACCACCACAGCCCGGCAGUCCAGUCCCAUGGGCCCUCAGUGAUGUCAGGGCACAGCCAUACAGCUGCACCUCAGGCCUCUGCACAGGGCCAGCAGCAGUUCCAGAGGCUCAAGGUGGAAGAUGCUUUGUCCUACUUGGACCAAGUGAAACUGCAGUUUGGCAACCAGCCUCAGGUCUACAAUGACUUUCUGGAUAUAAUGAAAGAGUUCAAGUCUCAAAGUAUUGACACCCCUGGGGUCAUCAGCAGAGUGUCACAACUUUUCAAAGGUCACCCUGACCUCAUCAUGGGCUUCAACACCUUCCUGCCUCCCGGCUACAAGAUAGAAGUCCAGACCAACGACCUGGUCAACGUGACCACUCCCGGUCAGAUCCACCACAUCACCCCGCACGGCAUUUCAGUUCAGAACAUCCCCAUAACAGGAGCACCCACCCCACACCCGCCCCCGCUCCCAUCUGCUGUGACCACCACUGCUCCGCCCCUCCUGACACAGCCCACUCCUGCCAAGAUGAGCAAGUCCUUCAAACUUGACAUGCUGUGGUCCUGUACUCUGCAGCCUCUCCAGCCCCAGGCGUUGACACCGAGUAGUCAGAGCAAUCCGUCCAUACCUGCAUACACCUCUCCUCGUUCCCCGCCCAUGCAGCUCCAUCCUCCACUUAGUGGGACCCCCACGGGGCCACCCAUUCAAAACAACCAGCCUGUGGAGUUCAACCACGCCAUCAACUACGUCAACAAGAUCAAGAACCGCUUCCAGGGCCAGCCCGACAUCUACAAAGCCUUCCUUGAGAUCCUUCACACGUACCAGAAGGAGCAGCGUAACGCUAAAGAGGCCGGUGGAAACUACACGCCGGCUCUGACGGAGCAGGAGGUCUACGCUCAGGUGGCAAGACUCUUCAAGAACCAGGAGGACCUGCUCUCAGAGUUUGGACAGUUUCUCCCCGACGCCAACAGCUCAGUGCUGUUAAGUAAAACCACAGCUGAGAAGGCAGAGUCUGUACGGAACGAUCACGGUGGCACAGCCAAGAAGCUGCAGCUCAACAACAAGCAGAGGCCCAAUCAGAACGGCUGCCAGAUCCGUCGUCAUCCAACACCGGGGACCACGCCCCCUGUCAAGAAGAAGCCCAAGUUACUGAAUCUGAAAGACUCCUCGGUGGCAGAGGCCAGCAAGCAUGGAGUUGGAACAGAAUCUCUGUUCUUUGAGAAGGUUCGCAAAGCCUUGCGGAGUGCAGAGGCCUACGACAACUUCCUGCGCUGUUUGGUCAUCUUCAACCAGGAGGUGAUCUCCAGGGCGGAGCUGGUACAGCUGGUGCUGCCCUUCUUAGGAAAAUUCCCCGAGCUGUUCAACUGGUUUAAAAACUUCCUGGGUUAUCGGGAAAUGUCCCACAUCGAAACGUACCCCAAGGAGCGAGCCACCGAGGGCAUCGCCAUGGAGAUCGAUUAUGCUUCCUGUAAGAGGCUGGGCUCCAGUUACAGAGCUCUGCCCAAAAGCUACCAACAGCCCAAGUGCACCGGCAGGACUCCUCUUUGUAAAGAGGUCUUAAAUGACACCUGGGUCUCCUUUCCCUCCUGGUCUGAGGACUCCACGUUUGUCAGCUCCAAGAAGACUCAAUAUGAGGAGCACAUUUACCGCUGUGAGGACGAACGCUUCGAGCUGGACGUCGUACUGGAGACAAACCUGGCCACCAUCAGAGUCCUGGAGUCGGUACAGCGGAAGUUGUCCCGCAUGUCCGCAGAGGAGCAGGCCAAGUUCAGAUUGGACAACACGCUCGGCGGCUCCUCGGAGGUCGUGCACCGCAAAGCCAUCCAGAGGAUAUACGGAGACAAGGCGCCUGACAUCAUCGACGGCCUGAAGAAGAACCCCGCCGUGUCUGUUCCCAUCGUGUUGAAGAGGUUAAAGACAAAGGAGGAGGAGUGGAGGGAAGCCCAGCGAGGCUUCAACAAGAUCUGGAGGGAGCAGAACGAGAAGUAUUACCUCAAGUCUCUCGAUCAUCAAGGCAUCAACUUCAAGCAGAAUGACACCAAAGUGCUUCGAUCCAAGUCGCUGCUGAAUGAAAUCGAAAGCAUUUACGAUGAGCGUCAGGAGCAGGCAUCGGAGGAGAACGCCUCUCCACCCACAGGCCCUCAUCUGACGCUGUCGUACGAGGACAGCCAAAUCCUCGAGGACGCGGCCGCGCUCAUCAUCCACCACGUCAAGCGGCAGACCAGCAUCCAGAAAGAGGACAAAUACAAGAUCAAGCAGAUCAUCUACCACUUCAUCCCUGACAUGCUCUUCUCUCAACGGGGGGAGCUCUCCGAUGUGGAGGAGGAGGAGGAGGAAGAGGACAUGGAUCUCGAAGAUGGCGCUUCCAAAAAGCACAACGGCGUCCCCGGCAGCCGGAGCCCGUCCAAGUCCAAGCUGCUGUUCGGCAACACGGCGGCGCAGAAGCUGCGAGGCUGCGACGACGCCUACAACCUUUUCUACGUCAACAACAACUGGUACAUCUUCCAGCGGCUGCACCAGACGCUGUGCUCGAGGCUGCUGCGGCUGUACGGGCAGGCAGAGCGACAGAUCGAGGAGGAGGUCAGAGAACGGGACUGGGAGAGGGAAGUGCUGGGGCUGAAGAAGGAGAAGAACGACAACCCGGCCAUCCAGCUGAGACUAAAAGAGCCAAUGGACAUCGAGGUGGAGGAUUACUACUCCGCCUUCCUGGAGAUGGUCAGGAAUCUGCUGGAUGGGAACAUGGAGGCCUCUCAGUACGAGGACUCUCUGAGGGAGAUGUUCACCAUUCACGCUUACUCCGCCUUCACAAUGGACAAACUCAUCCAAAGCAUCGUCCGGCAGCUCCAGCACAUCGUGAGCGACGAGAUCUGUGUCCAGGUAACGGACCUCUACCUCUCUGAGAGCACGAACGGAGCCAGCGGAGGAGCCAUGUCCACGCAGUCCACCAGGAGCUCCGCAGAAUCCACCUACCAGCGGAAAGCCGAGCAGCUCAUGUCUGACGAGAACUGCUUCAAGGUGAUGUUUCUGAGGAACAGAGGGCAGGUGCAGCUCACCGUGGAGCUGCUCGACACAGAGGAGGAGAACUCAGACGAGCCAAUGGAGGCCGAGCGUUGGUCUGAUUAUGUUGGACGCUACUUAAACGCAGAUUCCACCACACCUGAGUUGAGGGAACACCUCGCUCAGAAGCCAGUUUUUCUUCCCAGGAAUCUGAGACGGAUCAGAAAGUACCAGAAGGGUCGAGAGCAGCUGGACAAAGAGGCCUGCGAGGGAGGCAAGAAGUCCCUGGAGAAGGAGAAAAUGGAGUGCAUGUUCAAACUCAACUCUUACAAGAUGGUCUACGUCUUUAAGUCGGAGGAUUACAUGUACCGACGCACCGCCCUGCUGCGAGCUCACCAGUCACACGAGAGGGUGAGCACGCGGCUGCACAAACGCUUCCAUGCCUGGGUGGAGGCGUGGGUCAAGGAGCACGUCACCCGCGACAUGAACGCCGAAACCAACAAGUGGCUGAUGGGCGAAGGACGCGACGGCCUCCUUCCUUGCACCACCAGCCGGCAGCCGGAAGUCCUUCACUUCAUGAACAUCAACAAAUACCGCGUCAAGUACGGCACACCCAGCAAGGCGCCAUAGCCGAGGAGGAACAGAGGAGAGAGAGAGAGAGAGAGAAAGAGAGAGAGAUAGAGAGAGACUGAUUUUUCAGAGUGUUUGGUCUCAAGUCACACAGGUCAGGAGUAGAGGUAGGGACGAGGGCUUAUUCAUGUGUUUUUAAAGCUGACAUGGGAGCACAAUUAAGCUAGCUACCGUGUGUGUUGCACCCCGGGGCGGCAGGAUUACUGAUUUUACCAGCGUUUUUAGCUGGGCCCAUUUUUUCACAGGGCCUUUGGUGCCAAAACUUAGGAAUGGUCAUGAUCCAGUUGCAGACCUGAGCUCUCACCAGCACUCGGAGCCACUUUGCAAACUUCCCCUCAAGCCUUUUGUGUUUUUUUAAGCAGGGCUUAGUGAUGAAAACAGUGAGCCUGUGAGAGAUAGAGUGGUGCUUUUUUGUACUUUAUCACAACUGAGCUUUGGUUUAGGCUUUGACUCAUUCGUCCGAAGCCAUCAGAACACGAGUACAGGGACUUCUUGUUGAAAGUGUUAUUCUACAGUAUCCAUGGAGAACAAUAUGGUGGACAAGUGCACUUAUUUAGGAAGAGGAAAAAAUGUUGUCGAGUGAGUUUUGUUUCCCAGAUUUGAAGGUUUUUGGAGGGAGCACAACAGAGUCUGAGAGAUCUGGUUCAGACAUUCCUGCGUUAAGGCCAAAUCACAAUAAUGUAUGUUUCACUAGACGGAGAGGGACUCGUCUCCCUUCUCCAAACACAUGGCAGCAUUAUCAUUAGAAACUGUGCCUGAGCUCCAAACAGUAUUGUCAGGUUAACAUCCUGAAGCACUGUUGCAUUUAUGUAAAAAAAAAAAAAAAACAACAAAGAAAAGAAAAAAAAUUAGCCUCACAACACUGUUUGGUCUCAGACUGUAAAAUUGUAUAGCUUGUGAAUGUCAGAUACUGACAUGUAUUCCAGUGUAUGUGUUGUGUAUAUAUAUUAUAUAUAGUUCUAUUAACACAAAUGAUCCUCGCCGCCCCGAGAGUGUCAACCUUUUUAAACUGCCCUCCGCCAAUACACCAGCUUGUACACACACAAACACACACACACUCAUCGUAGGAGGACUGUCCACAUGCCGCUCACCUUGUAAAUACACUGUAUAUAGUCUCAGACUUUUUAUGACAGAUCUGUGUUGUUGUGCUAGUAAUACUUUCCAAGCUUACUGUGGACUUUAGUGAUAAAUGGCUAAAGUUAGUAUGUAUAUGAAAAAGACAAAUGCAAGACCAUUUAUUACAGUUUUUACCAAAGGGAGUUGAUGAUGAAAAAUAGCUGUUUUCCCCCCUUUGUGUGUUUCUUUCUGUCUUUUCUUUUUAAUUUCUGUAGUAAACAUGUGGAAAAAGUAGAAAUGUAUCCAGGUCUUUCAGUUUUUAUAUGAGAAAAUAACAUUUUCCCUCCUCUGAAUGUGACAUUUGGUUGCUUAAAAUCACUGCCCCCCCCCCUCCCUCCUCCUCCUGCCCCUCCUUUUUGAAACCCCAACACCGUCCGAGUUGAUGGUGGGACACAUUUCAAAGUUCAGUCUUCAGAUGAACGGACUCCACCACGGUCUCACCCUGUGAUGCACGCUUCCCCCCUCUUUUCUGGAUAGAUUUCUGCUGCAAACUUCACCCCACACCAUAUUUUUGAUAUUGGAAGAAGUCACUCGAGCAUGUCUUUAGUCCCUUUAUUUAGACAUUAUUUAAAGUAAUAAUAAAAACGACAUUUGUAGCCUACGGA